This is a messenger RNA of Ilyonectria robusta, 1314 nucleotides long. RefSeq lists its product as uncharacterized. The record is from RefSeq and is a predicted model, not a curated record. The annotation marks the transcript as partial. NCBI's taxonomy places the organism in Eukaryota, Fungi, Ascomycota, Sordariomycetes, Hypocreales, Nectriaceae. The transcript is spliced from 2 exons.
CCCAAGUUACACCAUCGCAUGCUGGCCGUUGCUCACCUGCCUUAGCCUCCGAUUCCGCACGCGAGCUACAAAAAGCCAUUGACGCGCCCGGAUUCGAGUUUCAUUCUCCUUGGUCUUCUCCAUAUUCAGGUUCCUCUUCCGUAUAAAGGUUCUGUUUUUCUGCUCCAGUGAAUCACUGAGUGUUGCUGGGUCCUUGAUACUUCCAAUCCUCCUCCUACACCUCCACACUAACCAUCACCACCACUCCUCCAACAUGCGCUCCAACACCCUCCUCUCCGCCGCCGCCCUCUGCGGCCUCUCGCUGGCCCACUUCGAGCUCAGGUACCCUGCGUCCAUCGGCUUCAGCGACGACAACGAGGGCGACUCCCCCUGCGGCGGCUUCACCCCCGACUUCUCCGACUCGAGCAAGCUUGUCGAGUUCCACGUCGGCGGCGAGGCCAUCGCCGUGCGCUCCACUCACCAGCAGGCCAACUGGCUGUUCCGCGUCACUUCCGACCAGAAGGCCAAGUCGGGCUGGGAGCAGCUGUUCCCCAUUGUCCAGCAGAGCGGCUUGGGCGACUUCUGCGAGCCCCAGAUCACCGUCAACGAGAGUUACAUUGGCAAGAAGGGCGUUGUGAGCGUUGUCUCCUCCGCUGCCGACGGUCUGCUGUACCAGUGCAUCGCCGCCACGUUCGUUAAGGGCUCUGCCGACGCUCCCUCUGUGUGCACCAACGCCUCCUCCGUCAAGGCCUCCUUCACCGACGACAGUGCCCUGUCCGCUCUCGUCGACACCAACUCGACCUCUGACAGCUCGACCACCACCGCCUCGGCGGGCACUUCUGCGACCUCCGGUGCGGCCUCGUCCAGCCAGAGCGCCGACGCUGCGUCGGCCCUGCAGGCGUGGUCCGUUACUGGCCUGGGCAGCAUCGUCACCAUGCUGUCGAUGGCGUUUGUUGGAGGAGCUCUGAUGAUCUAAUGCAUGGGCCGGUUCGAGGAGAACUGAGACUGAAAAUACCUGUAUACGUACAAACGAAUAUUCUGUUUAGCGAGUCGUCACGACGCAGCCGAGGCUGGCCGAAUUUAAUGACCUUUUAUCACGCCCGACCUAUUCAAUGGACGGCACUUCUAGAGUGUGGACAAUGGCUUUGCAGUUGCUAAGGCCUUGAACAGUGCCCGUCCAUGGCAUCGCAGAACCUCCAUUUGACUCAAUUGAAAAUAAUACACCGCGUCAAAAACCAAUUGACCAGCCGAUUGACCUGCCACUCCGUCCUGGCCGCAUCUUCCACACCGUACGGGUCGGCAUUCCAUGACUCGCUUCCCAACCUCCAACUCCAC